GACAUUGAUUGUCACGAGCCUCGUUCUGCGCGGCCGUGGACUUAUAAGAACCCUCGCCGCUUCUGGCCAUCAUCUCGUCAAUCACUGGUCGCAGUCCAUGCCAAGCUGGUUGCGUGUACGCGUGUGGCAUCGGUUGAGUUCCCCCAAGCAAUUCCCGCUGCCGCUAUGGUCGUCUCCUUGUCAUCUUCUGGACUCUGUCUCUGAUCAGGUUGAUCCGUCGACGGGCGCAAGUUGCAAUUGUCAAAUAUUGAAUGAUGGUUCUUCUGUCUUCAUCAUUUGCCUUUUGUGCAUUUGCCGGAGAAUCCGGGAGGUCCGAAGUGAGGAUGUACUGUGACGAGGGGGCCACGCAAGCACAACCUUCGCCAAUCCUCUUAAUCGCUGCGACGUCGAUUGGGAAGGGCAGCCCUUGCCGACCACUUCCUUCUCUCUGCAUCGGAAGAGACAAUUCGGCAAGCGCGAAGGUAGGGAAAGGCACUGUCCACAAUGGAAUUCGACCACUUCCUCCGCGAUGGUCCGCCACCACGGCACCAACUCGAGUCAGACUCGGACGACUCGGACGUUGAAGCGGCCUCUCAUGCGGCCUCGAGCCGUGCGAGCACACUUGGUCAAGUGCCAUUAGUGCAGUCUGUGCUGCGCUCUGGUAAUCUAGAGGACUUCCAAAAGUGCCCCUUGAUACUGCUGGAAGGUGAAGCUGCCGAGUCGUACUUGCAAGCGUUGCUCCCAUCAGGCGCAGCUUCGAGUGCGGACGCACCUGCAGUUCCUACACUCGAAUUGACCUUGGACGGUGUCACGCAAGCUUUAAUAAUCCUGCUGGACGAGUUGCCCAGCAAGCUCCUCAUCGCCAUGUGCACUCCCAGUAAGGCGCUCCGGAACUCCCCCCGAGCGGCAGCGGCAUUGUCGCGGCGCAUUUUCCAAGAGACGCUGCCAACAAGUGUGAUAUUACUAUCUUCUUACAAUGCUGGUACAUAUAUCGAAAACGCUGAGCACGAGGACGACUCGAGCUAUACGGGCGCAACUCUACGGUACCUCGUGCAGCCGAACAACGGCGAAACUUUCAGUCCCGUACUCGAGCGCAUUAGAAAACUACCCGUAGCAAGACCCUUCGACGUACCGAACGUGCUCACCGGCGUGCCAGGCUCAAUAGUCUCACAAGCCGUCAUGCACGGCGCAGAGUCAAGGGCCGACGUGCUCGUCCUCCUCACACCGUACCUCACACUGCAGCCACACGCUUCAUUUUACCAGCAGCAAGGAGAGGUGGAAGGGGCGGACGACGUUGGCAGCCAAGCGCCUACGCUCGCGCCGCCGAUAAUGCCAUUGCCACAGGCGAAGUCGAUUAGCACGGUUCUAGGCUCGCAUGCACAUAGCAUCGUUUCGCGCGCUCCAAUGCUUUGGCACGCGGCUCGACACAGUAGGAAGCAAGAUUCGGGCCCCUCCACUGCGGAAGUGCCAAGGCCGCGAAAAGGAAGACUCGCAGGUGAUGGUAACAUGUAUCUGUAAGCGUGCCGAUGCAUGAAUGAAUCGACGUGAUGC
Molecule: messenger RNA, 1530 nt
Organism: Tilletiaria anomala UBC 951
Lineage: Eukaryota; Fungi; Basidiomycota; Exobasidiomycetes; Georgefischeriales; Tilletiariaceae
Exons: 3
Coding region: 484-1497 (337 amino acids)
Source: RefSeq, a predicted model, not a curated record